Molecule: messenger RNA, 1830 nt
Organism: Cyprinus carpio (common carp)
Lineage: Eukaryota; Metazoa; Chordata; Actinopteri; Cypriniformes; Cyprinidae
Exons: 2
Coding region: 625-1572 (315 amino acids)
Source: RefSeq, a predicted model, not a curated record
UUUAUUUUCAUCAAUAUAUCAAGUAAUCUGCCUAGAAUUGACAAUAUGAGCCUUGUUUGCUUGUCUAAAUAAUUUGCGUGUGACUUGUGUAUUUUUUCACAGAUGGAUAUUACAAUUCAAAAAGAGGGGUCUCUGCCAGAACUAAAACAGUGCAUCAAAUGCUGCAGUCAUUUCCACUGUCCAUUUGUGAUGCCUCAGUUUUCCAACCAACACAGUUGGCAAAAGUGCAAACGCAUCUGCAGGCACAUUUCAAUAGAUCGGUCCAGCAUGAAGAAUUACAAUACACAGAUGUGGACGGCUCUGCAGAAGUCAGCCACAUUAUCACUGCCUCUACUGCAAAUCAACAAUUUUAAGAAAACCUGAUUUUAUUAAACAUUAAGGACUCUGCAAACAAAAACACCAACCCCUCACACUGAAGCCACCACAACUUCUGCCACAGCUCUGCCCACCAUUCAUGCACCUCCCUCCGCUGCUACGACUCUGCCCACCACUUCUGGCAUUUCUAGGCUCUUCAAAAAAAAUGGUCGAAAAAAAACAAAGCAACUAAAGAAAUGUCCCAAACGUGAUUUGAUAUGCCACCAUAAAAAUUUAAAAAGACAUAUAGAAUGCAAACACAGCCCAAAAAUGACGGACAUUACUUCCUCAUCCCAUCUUGACAGUGAGUGCAUAGACCCCCAGAAUGGAGUCUAUAUAGUCCGCAAAAGUAUUCAUGGAGCUUCUACUCCACUACAUGUGCAAAUUAAAAUAUGGGGGGAACAACAUCGUGUUUCAUGUGAAUUAAAUGAGUGCCAGACUAAUAAGGUGUUGGCUUGGAGAAGUGGACUGCUGUCAUGCCAGUGUGUUCACCUCCAGUCAGUUUCAUACUGCAAAACCUUUUUAACCUCACCUUCACUCACAGAAGAAAGUUUAAAAGAAAUGGUUAAAAGCAAGUGGUUUGGGCAGGACAAAAUAAAACAGUAUGUCGAUCGUCAAAAACUAGCCCAAGAAGAAAAUGCACCACUAUCAGUUGAAUCCAAGAUUGGAAUCCCACCAUCAAAAAGAUUCAUAUCGGUCUACAAGCCUAAUAUAUCAUAUUAUAGUAUACUGGACAGAGUCAUGGUGUCAUAUGACACCAAGAAGAAUUUAUGGCACUGUCCCUGUGCAAAAACCCUGAGGUCAUGCACCCAUAAAUACAUAGCAAAAUGGCACCUCUUUCAAGUGAACCCUGAACUCUUCCGAAAGGUUCAGAGCACUGAAAGCGCAGAAGAAUUUCAGGCAACAGCGAUGGAGGAAAGUGAUGAAAGUGAGACUUAUCCUACAAAGGAUGUUUCUAAAGUAAAGAGCAUGGUAGAAUAUAUCCUAAUGAAUAAAAAGCUACCAUCUACUAUUCCCAAUCAUUUAAGGCUUUCUUCAGUCUAUAAGGAAUUUCCACAACACCUAAUCCCUGAUGAGACAAUGUGCUACCACUGCUCAGACUGCACAUUUCUCAGUGAUCCUGUCUGCAUUACACGUGAAGCAAAAAUUCUUACAACUACAGGAAUUGUGCAAGGUGGAUCAUUGUUACAGCAUUUAUUUUAUUUUAAUUAUGAAUAAAUACUAAACCAUUUUUUGUUUUUGUUAUUUUUUUACAUUCUGUAUCUGCAGAUAUUUCAACCUACUACAAAUUCCAUCCUCUCUGUGGAAUGGUGUACCGUUACCAAGAGUGGGGUAACGGUUUACAUAAUUUCAAUGACCAUGUCCUCCUUGAUCUCUCUCUCUGCCUCACCAUAAGAAACCUGUUGCAGGUAAUCAUUAUACAUUUUUUCCAACAAUAGGAUUUCUUCAUCAUAUUGAUUUAAAUAAGAUGUACUG